GAGCGCUGAGAGGGAGCUCUGCCCUGCCCGGGACCAUGAGCACAGGCAAAGUGGGCAUCAUCCUUGUGCUCCCCUUGGCUCUGCUGCUGGCCAUGGCCUCCCAGCCCCCUGGGGGGGACACCCCAAAGGAACAGGGGGAUGCGGACCCCCCCCGCUGCCCCAGCCCUUGCGCCUGCAGCUUGGAUGACUACACCGAGGAGCUCAACGUCUUCUGCAGCGCCCGCAACCUGACGUGCCUGCCCGAGGAUGUGCCCCCCAACGCCAAAGCCCUGUGGCUGGACGGCAACAACUUCACCCUGCUGCCAGCUGCUGCCUUCAGGAACCUCUCGUCCCUGGACUUCCUGGACCUGCAGAGCAGCCAGCUGGCUGCUGUGGAGCAGCACGCCUUCCAUGGGCUGCGGGGCCUCUACCACCUCCACCUGGAGCGCAACCGCCUCAAGCACUUGGCUCCCCACACCUUCCUGCACACCCAGAACCUCGUGUCCCUCAGCCUCAACAACAACCACUUCAGCAAGGUGGAGGAAGGGCUGUUCGCUGGGCUCUCCAACCUCUGGUAUCUGAACCUGGGCUGGAACUCGCUCGUGGUCCUGCCUGACAAGGUCUUCCAUGACUUGCCCAACUUGAGGGAGCUGAUCCUGGCCGGGAACAAGCUCCCCUACCUCCAGCACCAGCUCUUCUGCAGCCUUACUGAGCUGAAGGAGCUGGACCUGAGUGGGAACGCACUCAAGGGCAUCAAGAUCAACAUCUUUGUCAAGCUGCAGAAGCUACAGAAGCUGUACCUGAACCACAACCAGAUCAACGCCAUCGCACCCCGUGCCUUCAUGGGCAUGAAGUCCCUCCGGUGGCUGGACCUGUCCCACAACCGGCUUGUCUCGCUGUUUGAGGACACGUUCCUGGGCCUCCUCAGCCUGCAUGUCCUACGCCUGUCCACCAACUCCAUCACCAGCCUGAGGCCCAGGACCUUCAAAGACCUCCAGUUCCUGGAGGAGCUGCAGUUGGGGCACAACAGGAUCCGGAGCUUGGCAGAAAGGACCUUUGAUGGGUUGGGCCAGCUGGAGGUCCUCAGCCUCAACAACAACCAGCUGCAGGACAUCAGGGCUGGGGCGUUCUUGGGGCUGUACAACGUGGCAGUGAUGCACUUGUCUGCCAACUGCGUUAAGGUGCUCCCUGACUACGUGUUCAAGGGGGUGACCAAGCUGCACAGCCUCCACCUGGAGCACAGCUGCCUGGGCAGGAUCCGGGUGCACACCUUCUCCAGCCUCACCAGCCUGCGGCGCCUCUUCCUGCAGCACAACGCCAUCGCCGUCAUUGAGGACCAAAGCUUCAGCGAGCUGCACGAGCUCCUGGAGCUCGACCUCAAGCACAACAGGCUGAGCAGCCUCUCACCGCAGCUCUUUGUGGGUCUAAGCAACCUGGAGUAUCUCUUCCUCUCCUCCAACCAGCUCCUGGAGAUCUCCCAGGACACCUUCACCCCGCUCCAGAGACUCUUCUGGCUCGACCUCUCCCAUAACCAGCUGGAGACACUGGAUAACUCCAUCAUCUCCCCCCUGGCCAACCUGCGGUACCUCAGCUUGAGGAAUAACUCACUGGAGACCUUCUCAGUGGGCUUCCUGUGCAGCCCCUUUACCCUGGAGCAGCUGUGGCUGGGGGGCAACAACUGGCACUGCAACUGCUCCUUGAAGGGCUUGCGGGACUUCUCCUUGCAGCACCCUGUGGUGGUCCCACGCUUCGUGCAGUCUGUGGCCGAGGGGGAUGAUGCCCAUGUCCCUGUUUACACCUACAACAACCUCACCUGCCUCCACCCCCCGGCCGUGGCAGGCCUGGACCUCCGUGACACCUCUGAGGACAGCUUUGCUCACUGCUGAGCUGCGCUGGCCCCAGGGAUGGACCCUCAAAACCUGCCACCACCCCGGCCCUGGCCCAGGCUCCAGGGGCAGCAGCAGGAGCUCUGGCUUUGGGGUCACCCCAGCUCAGGCCACGUUUGCCACCACCUCACCUUGGUGCUGCUUGGGCAAUGCCUUGUAGGCACUUGCUCCCCAGGCUUCAAACGGAAAUGGUUCAGGCCUUUACUAUUUAAACAGGAGCCCCUGGGUCAGGAAGGUUGCUCCCAAUGGGAGCAUCCCCCAACCUGGAGGCUUGGGGGGAUGGGGGAAAGCUGCACCUGCAGCCUGGAGCCCUCCCCACAGCAAGGGACAGUGCUGCUGGGGCUGCGACUCUGCAGUGGGACAAAUGAAAGCAUCUUCCUGCCAUGAGGAGCUGAGAAAUCCUCAAAGCCCCUGGUGAGGAGGGGGCAGACCUGCUUUACUCAUUUCUUGCACUAGCAGGUGUAGGCAGGUUGCAGA
This is a messenger RNA of Melopsittacus undulatus (budgerigar), 2342 nucleotides long. RefSeq names its product insulin like growth factor binding protein acid labile subunit (gene IGFALS). Gene Ontology annotation, biological process: long-term memory. The record is from RefSeq and is a predicted model, not a curated record. Gene Ontology annotation, cellular component: plasma membrane. Bases 36 to 1865 code for a protein of 609 amino acids. Gene Ontology annotation, molecular function: protein binding. The transcript is spliced from 2 exons. Lineage: Eukaryota; Metazoa; Chordata; Aves; Psittaciformes; Psittaculidae.